Messenger RNA from Kluyveromyces marxianus DMKU3-1042, 2658 nucleotides. RefSeq names its product MutS family protein MSH4 (gene MSH4). Gene Ontology annotation, biological process: reciprocal meiotic recombination; mismatch repair. Bases 1 to 2658 code for a protein of 885 amino acids. Gene Ontology annotation, cellular component: nucleus. Gene Ontology annotation, molecular function: ATP binding; mismatched DNA binding; ATP-dependent DNA damage sensor activity. Lineage: Eukaryota; Fungi; Ascomycota; Saccharomycetes; Saccharomycetales; Saccharomycetaceae. The transcript has a single exon. The record is from RefSeq and is a predicted model, not a curated record.
AUGAACAGAACCGUCACCACUGCUUCAUUUGCCAGAUGGGCUUUUGAAUCUUCAACAGUUGAUAGCACAUCAAACUCUACUGAGUAUGGAUCCAAUAACUCUUCUAGAAAUACACGCUCUGCUGUGAAAACCAGGGAAAUGAACAAUACCAGACGCAUAAUUUCGAAACAACCCACAAUUGAUGAGCUUACACAUUCGAAAUAUUCCAAAAGCUAUUCCUGUUCCGUGGGGAGGGUUCUGCAAACAAGACAAUCAAAGGGGUCAUCCAGGUAUACGGCCAGGAGUAAGAAACAGAAUGCGACAGCAACUGAUUUAGCUGCGGCUCCAGAGAGAACAAUAUUCAGUCUUUACGAGUCCGGAAAAAACGCAGAUACUCGUGUUGGAAUUUGCAUUAUCAGUUUCGCAACAGCAGAAAUGCAUGUUUGCGAGUUUAUUGACACACAAGUGUUCAUUAAAACGUUAAAUAUGCUUCACGUUUCACAGCCAACAGAUAUACUAAUUCCGUCUCACUCUCUCUCAGGGAAAGUCACCAAGCUAGCAACUUUAAUCAAGUACAAUGUGUCUCGAAGUUCAAAGGUUACAGAAGGCGUCUCUAAAGUGUACAAAGCGCAGGACGGUUUGGAUGUCGUGGAAAACCUUGCUUUGACAAUGAUGAAUAAAAGCUCGGUAUCAUUUAAAGAGCAGCUUUCAGGAAAAGAAUUCGCACUAAUGGCUGUAUCAGGAGCUGCAAAUUAUAUGGAACACAUAUCCAGACUAGAUCCUGCCCUGGAUUUCAAAAACUUUAGGGUUAAGGUAGAUAACGGAGAGAACACGAUGCUUAUUGACUUGAAGACAAUCAAAAGCUUGGAAUUGGUAGAGAACUCUUUGGAGCCAAAUGGUAUGUCUUUAUUGAAAGCAUUGGAUUUCACAGUAACCAAGAUGGGUCGCAGGGCACUUCGAAGUAAUAUACUACAACCACUAACUGACGCUUCUAGUUUGAAUCAGAGAGUAGCUGCUAUAAAAGAAUUACAGACUGAUAUGGAUUUACUCAAUUCUGUAAGAUCAGAACUUAAAGUUCUACAUGAUUUGGAUGGCUUGUUUUCUAAACUCCUCUCCAUAGACCGUAUGAUCAUUUCUCCUGAACAGAAAGUGAAUUAUGUCAUUCUCAUUAAGGAAUCGAUUGAAACUAUGGCAUCAUUAAAUAUUGUCUUGGAGAACACAGAUUAUGAAAGCGAUAUAUUGAAUGAAAUAUUUAAUGUAUUAAAAUCGAGAGAUAUAAUAACAAUAUCCGCCACAAUUAAUCAAUUUAUCAACGAAGACACCCGUUGGGCUUCUACUAAUAUUGAUCUUCAAAACCAGAAAGUGUAUGCAGUGAAAAGUGGAUCUAAUAACCUCUUGGAUGUUUUAAGACAAUUAUACAAAUCACUAACAGAUGACAUAAUGUCCGAGAUCCAGAGGCUCAGAGACACCUUUGGUUUGAAUUUCAGUCAUGGUUACGAUUACAAUAGGCAAUUCUUUCUAAAAAUUAAAAGAAAGGACCUUGAAAAUGGUCAUGAGUUAGACUGUUGUUUCAUCAAUAGAAUUGAAAAGAAGAGUGUUGUAGAAUUCACGACACUAAAUCUAAUGAAAUUGAGCAACAGGCUAGCUGAACUCAACUCAGAAAUUCUAACAUUAAGUGAACAAGUGGUUACUGAACUAUUGAUUAAAUUAUCAUCUUAUAUGUCCGUAUUUUUUAUGCUUUCAGAAGCUGUCACGGCCCUCGACCUUUUAUGCUCUUUUGCUAAGCUCGGCCUCGAAAAAGCCUGGUGUUUACCAUCAUUUGGUAGCAAACUUUCACUUAAGAGUGCUCGUCAUCCUAUUCUUGAGUCUGUACUCCCUGAUUUUAUUCCAAAUGAUAUGGAAGCUGUUCCUAACUUAUCAUCUUUUCAGAUCCUUACUGGCUGUAACAUGAGCGGUAAAUCAUUAUAUCUCAAACAAGUGGCUUUAUUGAACAUCGUUGCACAAAUCGGUUGUCCAGUUCCUUGUAAUGAAGCAUGCUUUCCAAUAUAUCAUAAACUACACGCAAGGCUCUGUAAUGAUAUCACAGAAGUGAAUUCAUCUAGUUUUUCUACUGAAAUGAAAGAAAUAGCCUAUUAUAUUGAUGAUGUAACAGAUAAAACAUUAAUGAUAAUUGACGAAUUAGGACGUGGAUCAAGCAUUAAUGAUGGUUUCUCAAUUUCUUUAGCGAUUUCUGAGUAUCUCCUCUCUAAAAAGGCAACCGUGUUUCUUUCAACUCACUUUAGAGAUAUUGCCAAAAUUCUAAGCGCGAAACCUUGUGUUCUUCAUUUAGAAAUGAAAGCCGAAGUAGAUGAUUCUGAUUUAAAAAUGACCUAUAAGGCUUCAAGAAAUAUGCAAGAAAUUGAUGGAUAUGGUAUGAAAUUAUGCAAGAAACUAUUUGCAGAUGACAUAAUAUUAGAAGCAGCAAAAAUAUCCGAGUUAUUGAAGGCAAGUAGAAAAAAAGGAUUAAAAAUCGUUGAAACUGAAGACCAAGAAGACCUAGAAGAUAAUUACAGUCAAUUGAAGCAUGUUCAUUAUCUUGUUGAACAUUUGAAGGAAAUCCAAUCAAGGAAAACCCCAGUAAAUGCUCAAGAGUUAAUAGACCUACAAAACGAAUUUAUUUCUACUUUUGAAAUCGUUUAA